UGUACUGGGAGUCCAUGGUGCUCUGGCUGUACAUUGCUCCUUGCCCGGUGGGCGUUAAGGAGCAUUUGGGGGCAGAGUCCUUACAUUGUUCCCCUCUCGCACCUGUUCUGGGCUCCCCCCAGCAGAGUCUGGAUAGGGAUUUACACCCGAUGUUGAACUCCCCUUUCUCUGUGUGCAGUGUCCAGUUGUAUGGGGAGCCUGGUCCCCAAGUGUUUGGGGGGGCCCUCAGGAGAUGGCAGAAACACCCCCCAGCUGGCUGAUGGGGGUCCGGCAGAGAUGCUGCUGCUCAGACCCAUCAUGAGAGGACCCUGGGGCCUCCAGAGAACGCCUAGGUUGGCAGCUGUGGCCUGGGGGUCCCACCCCCAAGUCUGCGCUGCCUGGACCCCCUCCCGCACUUAUGACACCUGGAGCGCUGGCCACGGCAGCCGGAGACGGAAGGUCAUGGCUGUGGGGGCUCUGCUGGGUCUGGGCGCCAGCCUGGCCUAUGGAGAUCACCGCAGGCAGGCAUCAGAGGCAGAGCCGAAUGCUGAGGCUGCACCUGAGGUGCCGUACCCCACGUUCACCCGCCAGGAGGUGGGGCAGCACCACAACCUGGCCGAACGGGUCUGGGUGACCUACGGAAGCGAGGUCUUUGACAUCACUGACUUCGUGGAGCUGCACCCGGGGGGCAAGGGCAAGAUCCUGCUGGCAGCAGGGGGCGCCCUGGAGCCGUUCUGGGCCAUGUACGCCGUGCAUGGCCAGGAGCACGUGCUAGAGAUCCUGCAAGGCUACAAGGUGGGGGAGCUGAGCCCCGAGGAGUCGAGCCAGCCUGCCCAGGGGGACCCCUACUCCGGGGACCCCCCUCGGCACCCUGCCCUCAAAGUCAACAGCCUCAAGCCCUUCAACGCGGAGCCGCCGGCAGAGCUGCUGACCGAGAACUACCUGACGCCCAACCAGCUCUUCUUCAAGCGCAACCACCUGCCGGUGCCAGCCGUGGACCCUGCCAGCUAUCGGCUGGAGGUGGAGGGGCCCGGGGGCCGGGUGCUGGUGCUCUCACUGCCCGAGCUCAAGCGUCGGUUUCCCAAGCACGAGGUGACGGUCACUCUGCAGUGCGCCGGGAACCGCCGCUCGGAGAUGAGCCGCGUCCGGCAGGUGAAAGGGCUGGAGUGGGGCGUGGCGGCCAUCAGCACGGCCCGCUGGGGUGGCGUCUGGCUCCGGGACGUCCUGGCGCACGCCGGUUACAGGGAGGAGGAGGAGGAGGAGGCUGGGGAGCGUCACGUCUGCUUUGAGGGCCUGGAUAAGGACCUGAGCGGGGCAGCCUACGGUGCCUCCAUCCCCUAUCGUAUGGCCAUGGGCCGUGGGGCCGAGGUGCUGCUGGCCUACGAGAUGAACGGCGAGGAGCUGCCACAAGACCACGGCUAUCCACUGCGGGUGGUGGUGCCGGGCGUGGUGGGCGCCCGCAAUGUCAAGUGGCUGGGCCGGAUCUCUGUGAGCCGGGAGGAGAGCCCGAGCCACUGGCAGCAGAAUGACUACAAGGGGUUCUCGCCUGCCGUGGACUGGGAGACGGUGGAUUUCACCACGGCCCCCGCCAUCCAGGAGCUUCCUGUCCAGUCGGCCAUCACAGACCCCGCGCCAGGCGCCACCGUCCCACCCAGGGAGCUGACGGUCAAGGGCUAUGCCUGGAGCGGGGGCGGGCGCGGCGUGGUCCGUGUGGACGUCUCGCUGGAUGGCGGCCGGACAUGGCACGUGGCCGAGCUGAUGGGCGAGGAGCAGCGGCCAGGCCGGGCCUGGGCGUGGCGCUUGUGGCGGCUCACGGCUCCCGUCCCCCCCGACCGCAUGGAGCUGGACAUCGUCUGCAAGGCCGUGGACACCAGCUACAAUGUGCAGCCCGACACGGUGGAGCCCAUCUGGAACCUGCGGGGGGUGCUGAGCAAUGCCUGGCACCGUGUCCGCGUCACAGUGGCUAAGGAUUAAGGGGGGGGGAGAAGCACAGGAGAGACAUGCUCUUAUCAUGUCAGGUGCCCCCCGGAGCGGGCAGGGGCAGGCUGGCAGGGGCAGAGGGAGAAAGCUGUUCCGGACCUGGGGCCAGGACGGCAGCGCCCAGUUCUUCUGCUAGUGCUGUUAUUCCUGCCCACGUCCCCCCAUUAACCCAGUGUAAACCCCCCCCUUCUCCUUUUCCCUCUGGCCGCCGUCCCCUUCUCCCCACCUGCCCUUAGUGCUCUGGGCCCCCUCCGUGCCAGCCUGUGCCUCCUGGUUCAGAGCCUGUUUAGCCUCUGUCCCCUGGCGCGGCCCCAGAGUGGUGCUGCCCCAGCGUAGCCCAGUGCCCUCCUGCCACGUCACUGGCCUGUUCACCGACCUAUCCACUGCGUCUCAGCCUGGGCCCUUCCUUGUUGCUGGGCUCCCACGCUGUGUGGGGCAAACACCUCAGCUCUUCCUGUCCCAUCCCUGGUGCUGUUACAGGCCAUGCCAAAGUGUGAUUGCUUUACAGCCAUGGGAAGUGUCAGAUGCAGGCAGCCAUAAAGAUUCUGCUGGGUUAUGGACUCCUCCUGUUAAUUUACAGGCCAGCUGGCUGCCCACCAAGGCUUUCCAGAGUUAACCAUUGCCUGGAUCAGGCUGAGGUUAAAACUCAAGGGGUGGAAGUCCGGGGUCCCUGAUCUGUGGCCUCCUCUCAGCAGGAGCUGAGCAUGAGCUGAGCUCAUGUCCUGGGCCGGGGAAUGAUCCAAUUUCUAAACGGAUCAAACUACCACAGCCAAUCUGCCCAGCCUGGCUCUGCUGGUGCCAUCUGCCUCAGGGGCUGGGAUCGACAGGCGGGUGAGGGGACUUUCCUCUGAUACCCCCACUAGGAAGAUGCUACAUAAAUGUCCCCUGUGCUGUGGUCAGUGGCCCCCUUGGCUGGUCAGUCUGCAGAAACGUUAAAAGCCAUAAGCUGUAUGCUGACCGGGAACUCUCCAUCAGGAUGUGUGGCUUCCCUAAAGUGAAACUUUUUCCCAGGAAAAUUUCAGGUUUUUUUUUUCUGUUGAGAAAAUAUUUAAAUAAAAUCUUUACUCUGAGGUGGA
Molecule: messenger RNA, 3035 nt
Organism: Dermochelys coriacea (leatherback sea turtle)
Lineage: Eukaryota; Metazoa; Chordata; Testudines; Dermochelyidae
Gene: IKZF4
Product: IKAROS family zinc finger 4
Exons: 4
Coding region: 190-1953 (587 amino acids)
Biological process (GO): regulation of transcription by RNA polymerase II
Cellular component (GO): mitochondrion
Molecular function (GO): heme binding; molybdopterin cofactor binding; molybdenum ion binding
Source: RefSeq, a predicted model, not a curated record